Trifolium pratense (red clover) is the source of this 570-nucleotide messenger RNA. Its product is annotated as luc7-like protein 3. The record is from RefSeq and is a predicted model, not a curated record. Lineage: Eukaryota; Viridiplantae; Streptophyta; Magnoliopsida; Fabales; Fabaceae. The transcript is spliced from 2 exons. The coding region runs from base 1 to 570 and encodes 189 amino acids.
AUGGAAACUCAUUUCAGAUUGGAUGGAGGGGAUUGGAUUGAGGUGAGCCAUAGAAGGAGGAAAGAAUUCCAACAGGGAGAUAGAAGGAAGGAUAGUUUUGAGCAAUCUAAACGAUUCCAGAGAAAAUCGUUCUCUGCAACAGGGUACAAUUCUUUUCAUGAUCGAUACAGCGAAUUUCCACGCCGCGAUCAUGAUCCUCUUAGAACUGCUCGUUUCAGCCACAGCUGUGAACGCAACCGAUACCGCCGGGAUUCAAGGAUGCAUCAUCGACGGCGUUCACUUUCGUCUCAGUCAAAUCGCGAUCGGUACAGGACGAUGGAUAAGCUUUCAAGGCGGCGGCAAUACGCGAUGGACCGAAGCCAACAGGAGGUAGAUAUCGUGCGGCAGAAGGGUGAGCACCGCCAUAGGAGUGGAACAGAGCUUGAGAGGCACGGCGGGAGGAAGAAGAGCUUCUCGCGUAAGUGUGAUGUUGCGAAGAAGGAAGAAGAAGACGCAAUACGUAACAGUGGGAAGGAUAAUCUUAGGAGGAGAGGAUUUGAAAAUUUGGGAACGGAGCUCAAACGGUACUGA